AAAAAAAUUUUUCCCAGUUUUGACGUGUUAUUUUUCACGAUUUUACACUGCUGGAUUUGUUUCCUAGAAAAACAUUGAAAUCGUUGCUUCGUAGCUUCAUCUUUGCUCGAUCCUAAGGUAUAUUUUUGGUGGACAUGACAACAGCUAUCAGGGAGUUGAGUUCGCUGGAAGAGUGGAAAUCUGAAUGGGAUAUCCUGUCCGGUGAAAUCAAAUCAUUCAAACAAACAAAAUUGGCUGAGUAUAAUGAUAUUAUGGCACAAUGGCAGAAUGCUCAAGCAAAUUGCUCAAAAGUAAUUACGUUGCAAAAGAAGAAAGUGGAAGCCUUUAAAGAUUCAUUGAAAAGGGUGUCAAAAUUUUGCAAUGAAGAUGAAACGAUUCAAGGACUUUAUAAGAAUAUCGAGGAGAAUGAAAAGCAGAUUCAGGAGAUGAGUAAAAAUCUUCCUGUGAACAUAGGAUUGUUCCUGAGGUGUUGUCUGGGAGAUAUUGACCUAUCAUUGUACAAGAGGAAACUCCAGUACAAGAACAAAUAUGAGAAGUUCAAGAUGAUUAUGACCCUAAUAUCAUUCUUUUUCUCCAUUCUAAAUUUGCUUGUUUUCAACCACAGAUUCACAGAUGCUCUCUUCCAUGCAGUCCUCCUGUGGUACUACAGUUCACUAACACUGCAGGAGCAUAUUCUUCUUGUUAAUGGUUCGAGGAUAAAAAAUUGGUGGAUUCUGCACCAUUAUCUAUCGAUUCUGCUUUCUGGAUUUUUGCUGAUAUGGCCAGACGGUUUGAUUUAUGAAAUGUAUAGAAACCAGUUCAUAUACUUUAGUAUUUAUUUAAGUUUCGUUCAAUUCCUGCAGUACAAUUACCAGAAACGAGUCCUUUACAGAUUGAGAGCUUUGGGUGCCAGUCGAACGAUGGACGUUACUGUUGAGGGUGUCGACACGAAGCGAUCCACUGGACUUGGAUUUAUUGUUCCGUUUUUAUGCGUUGGUUAUUUUCUACAGUUUUAUAAUGCUUUCAUUCUAUAUCGACUAUCACGACACCCCAAGUGCGAUUUAUGGCAGGUGCCAUGCUGUGCCGUGCUUUUCCUGGUCCUGGGCGCUGGAAAUCUCAUAACCUUAAUUUAUGUCAUCAAACAAAAAGCGAAAGUGCAUCUAAAAUCAACAUAAUUCACGUAGAAUUUAUGCAACGGAAUUUCAGAAAACAUGACGUGAACUAGCUCUUCAGAAAACUUUCAAUUUCUUCGCGUCCCAAAAUUUUAUAAAAAAUUUCUAUGACCCAACGUAGCGAUUCGACGUCAACCUUCUUCAAUUGAAUAAUAUAUUUUAAAUAAUAUAUAAAAUCCUUCUUUCAAUAGUUUGUAAUCAUUGACCAUGCAGCCAUAUAUGCCUCCC
Molecule: messenger RNA, 1379 nt
Organism: Dendronephthya gigantea
Lineage: Eukaryota; Metazoa; Cnidaria; Anthozoa; Malacalcyonacea; Nephtheidae
Product: transmembrane protein 120A-like
Exons: 12
Coding region: 135-1154 (339 amino acids)
Cellular component (GO): membrane
Source: RefSeq, a predicted model, not a curated record